GGUAGACGCGUUGGUAGAUUAUUGGUUGUUUGAUAACUAAGUACUGUAAUAUACCUCCUAUAUAAACACCAUUGUUAUAUUCGAUGGCAUCGUCUGCGGAGAAGGCAUGCAAGCCAAACAACAACCAGCAAUAGAAUGGACGACGAAAUUGCUGUCGUCGGGAUCGGAUGUCGCUUCCCCGGUGCCGACAACAUCGACGAAUUUUGGCGGGUUCUUGUAGAAGAAGAAAAUCACGUGGUAGAUAUCCCAACAGAACGCUGGAACAAUGACGCAUUCUACAGCGAUGACAAAGAUGAGCCGGACAAACUUUAUGUAAAGAAAGCUGCCUUUAUAAAUAGUUUUGAUAAAUGGGACAACAAGUUAUUUGGUAUAAGUGAUAAUGAGGCGGCACAAAUCGAUCCACAGCAACGCCAUGUUUUAGAAUGUACACAUAUGGCAAUGGAAGAUGGCGGUAUAACAAGAAAACAGCUCAGCGGAUCCUCUACAGGGGUUUACAUAGGCGCAAUGGGUGCUGACUACAAAACACUUUUUGAUUUUGAUCACAGUGAAGAUACAAAUUACACUGUAACGGGCGCAAGUGGUACAAUCUUAGCAUCUCGUGUUUCAUACGUAUACAACUUGCAAGGUCCUUGUAUGGUCAUAGAUACAGCAUGUUCUUCUUCAGGUGUUGCUAUGCAUCUUGGUAGCCAAGCUAUUCGAACAGGGGAUUGUGAUAUGGCAAUUUGUGGUGGGGUUAAUCUUAUGCUUUCACCUGGGGUCUUUCAAAGUCUUAGUCGAGCUAAGAUGUUGUCUCCGACAUGCCAGUGUCAUGCUUUCUGUGACACUGCUGACGGUUAUGUGCGUGGAGAGGGUUGCGGAAUUGUUAUUCUAAAGUCGUAUACAAAGGCUGUCGAAGAUGAUAAUAAAAUUUGGGGAAUUAUAAAGACUGGAACAAAUCAAGAUGGUAGAAUGGCGUUGCCAAUAACAGCACCGUCUGGUGAGCAACAAGAAAAACUAUUAAACAAACUAUACAGUCAGCACAUGAUCGACCCUUCAGCUCUGCAGUACAUAGAGUGUCAUGGAACGGGAACGCCUACUGGAGACCCGACGGAAGUGAAUGCAAUAGGAAAAUUCAUUGAUUCAUAUAGGAAAAAGCAGAUAUUUUCCAAUGAAAAACUAUUUUACCGAAAUGCAACUUCAGCAAAUAAAAGCAUUGAAAGCAACAACUUCACAGGCAGUGAAGAUGUAAGAGGAGAGGUAAUAAGAAACAACUCAAGUAACAUAGACAAAAAUGAUAGUCAAGGCAUCGACAGAAUUUUAAUUGGUUCUGUCAAAACAAAUAUUGGUCAUUUAGAAUCUGCUGCUGGUGUUGCCGGUCUAAUCAAAGUUCUCCUUAUGAUGAAGUAUUGUAAGUUCGUUCCAAGUUUGCAUGUAAAAAGGGACAAAUCAAACCUGAACCGAAACAUCAACUUUAAUGAGUAUGGACUUGAUGUUGCACUAGAAGUAAAAGACUGGCGUUUUAACUCGGACGGAGAAAGAAUCGCAUGUGUCAAUUCAUUCGGAUUCGGUGGUUCAAAUUCACAUGUCAUUGUUAUUCAGAAGCGCACGUAUAAGUUACCUGAGAAAUUGUUACCAAAGAGAGCUUUUGGUAACAAAUAUGCCGUCAUUUGCAUUUCAGCUGGCAGCAAACAGACACUGAAACUUGCAUUGAAAGGUCUAGAAGAUGAUCUAUCAAAAUACAGUUUGGAAGAUGUUUCAUAUACAUCCAUUUUUCGUCGUGAUCAUUAUGCCUACCGGACACUGGUUUUUGGAAGAAAUGUAGAAGGUGUCAGAGAAGACUUGCAACAGAAAUUACAUUUGAUGAACAUCUUGGAGAAAACAAACAGACUUAGACUGAUUUUUGUCUUCAGUGGAGUAGGGACAACAUGGACAGGUAUGUGUAAAGAAAUGAUGGAAACACAACCUGUAUUCAGAAGCACAGUAUCAAAGAUAGAUUAUGUGUUGAAACCUUUGACGGGCUGGACAAUUACAGAAAAGUUUGACAGAGUUACAGACUAUGAUGACCCCUUGCUGAACCAUAUUGCUCUUUUCUGCAUGCAAGUUGCUCUAUUUAAACAAUGGCAGUGUUGGGGUAUUGAACCUGAUGCAAUUAUCGGCCAAUCUGUCGGAGAAGUUGCCGCUGCCUACGCAUCUGGAGCACUUACGUUAGAUGGUGCCGUUUCUGUAAUUUAUGCUAGAUCAAAAGCCCUGUCUAGUCUUAAGAGUGGCAAAAUGAUGGUGGUAAGUAAUUACGACUGCCACAAACUCGAGGAGCUCUGUCUAAAUUACAAAGAACGAGUCGAAAUUGCUGUGUAUAACAGCUCCAUUUCAUGCACUCUAUCAGGUGAUAGUGAUGUCAUCGAAUGUAUCAAGAGGAAUAUUGAAAAUAUCAACGAAAAGGAAAAUACCGGUAUAUUGUUGAAAAUACUACCUACUCAAUGUGCGUACCAUAGCCAUCACGUGGAAUCUUGCCUAGAUAAUGUUGAAAGACAGCUAAGGCAUAUUGACACAGGACAAAGCAGAAUAGAACACUACUCUACUGUGACUGGACAACUUGCUGUUUCUAGAGAAUUCAAAACCGGUCGAUACUGGGCUGAAAAUAUUCGAAAACCUGUACAAUUUAUGCAGUCAGUUAUAAACGCUGUUCAUGACGACGCCAUGAAUGUUUUUGUUGAAAUUGGACCUAAACCGGUUCUCAAGGCUCAUUUGAACAAUGUCAUUACAGAUAAACGAAACGGAAUAUGUAUCCCGUCUAUGAGAGAGAACAGCGAAUGUGCAAGUUUUUUCUCAUCACUCAGUUCUCUUUAUGAGCUAGGAGCAAACGUUCAGUGGGAAAAUGUUUCCAUAUCUGGAAAUCUCGUCCCUGUGGCGCGAUAUAUACAAACCAAAGAAAGACGACUGGAUGUUCCAGUAAAGCACCAAGCAAUGUUAAAGGGUUACUUCGAUUUCUCUGACUCUCACAUGUUUGUUAGACGAAAUGGAGGCAACGAAACAAAGUUUCAGAUGACCUUGGACCAAAGGACAACACCGUUUAUCUUCGAACAUUUUUUCUCUGACACAUGUAUAGUUCCUGGUGCAGUAUAUGUAGAAGCAGCCAUCGAGGUAGGACAAAGAACGUUGAAAAAUCAUAAUGCAUAUGAGCUUAGUAUUUCAGCAGAAUUCGUAAGCAUUCUGUCCGCUGAAAAAGGAAGGACUCAAAAUGUAGACAUAAUCGUUACAGGUGGACUUCAAAAAAGAGCUUGUUAUUACGAAGUAAUGCAUGGACGACAAAUCCUUUGUCGUGGCACUAUCAACGACAGAGUACAACAAGAAAGGGAAAAGUUAGACUUGGGUCUUGUCAAAAGUAGAUGUUAUUCAUAUAAGAACAAAGUUGAUUGUUAUGAAUACCUGGAAAGAAUGUUUUUUUCUUACGGUGCCUCUUUAAGAAUCAUAGAACAAACAUGGUCGUCACCACUGGAAUGCCUCGCGGAAAUCGAAUUGCCGGAACUAGUGAAAUUACAAAGUAAGCAGUUAAAUAUUCAUCCGAAUGUUAUUGACGGAUUAUUUCAGAUGGUUGUAGUCCUACACCAUGAAGCAUUAGAUAAUUACAAAGGAGACCCAGACCCAUUCUUUCCAAAGGAAAUUGGAUCAAUUGUGUUAUACAGACCGUGCAAAAGCAGAAUGUUUGCAUACGCCCGUUUAAUGGAGAAAUUUCCGACAGGACAUCUUUAUAACUUUCUCUUAGUUUGUCCAGAUGGUCAUGUAAUUGCCGAAGUUCAAGACUUCUUUUGUAGAAAGAUGCAUGAUUCUGUUACACUGACGCAAAGCAAAUACUGUGAUAUAUUGUGGCAAGAAACAACACCACCUUACAAUACUUAUCACAAAACAUCACCGGUGGAUGACGGAACACUUUGUGUAAUCGGUUCUGAUCGUUUCUUAGAAAACAUCAAACAGACAAAUGUCUCGGAUAUAACUUACAUAUCUCUGAAACAAGACGAAGAGUUUUGUAUAGAGUUUGCUUCUUCUAAAACAAAGGCAUUUCUAUUUGCACCGUUUUUCCACGUCAACGAGCUUGUAUCGGACAGUAUUGCUCUUUAUCAGACAUCAAAACAAAUGAUGAUGUAUCUACUUCAUAUCAUAAGAAUAUUACAAAGAAACAAAUAUGAAAGCCCACUUUACGUCAUAACAGAAAACGUCGUGUCGGCUCCAGUACUACAAAUUUCGGCAGGUAAUGUCUGUGGAGCCGAGCUAUGGGGUAUGGUCAGAUCAGCUGUAAGUGAAAAUGCAUACAGAGAUAUACGACUAGUGGACAUGACCCUUACAGCCGAAAAUAUCACGGCAUUGACAGAAGUUUUAGAUAACAGUUCAGCUGGUUACAAUGAGUACCUGAUUAACAGAGGUAAGGUAUACUAUUGCGAGGUUGUCGAAGUGCCGGUUGAUACCAAAAUGUGUCGUCAGAGAAACAUUUCACACCACUGCAACUAUAACUUGUCACUUAAGUCAGCAAGACAAGAUUGUCUAUAUGAUCCUUGGUAUAGAUUCACUUCGAUGGAGGUCAUGUACACAAAGCCAGAUGAUUAUCUCAAAAUUCGACUAAACAAGAUGUGUCUACAUGAUUCCGACCUGUAUCCAGUAUCGUCGUAUAACAAUGACGACGAUUAUAGUGUCUGGUUACCAGAAGGAAGUGGCUUUCAGGCUAUAUGUCUCGAAGGCGUUGGUGUGAUAAGUGACGAAACGGAUAAGGAUAACUUCUUUAAGAAAGAGGUCGUGUUUUGCAGUCCGGUAGAUGUCACGUCAUAUGUAUAUGUACCGAAAGAGUGCGUACAUGACAUUGAAGGGCUGAAUGGGUAUGUUCCAGGAAUGUUAACAGAGGCAGUUAUCUUAUGGAAUAUGUUUUCAACCUGCAGAAAAUUAGACUGUGUAGCUGUAAUAGUUGAUGGUGAAAAACGUAUCUGGAUAUCACUUAUUAGGCACAUGCUUUCAAACCUAGGAGCGACAAAAGUUACCAUAAAACCAAAGGAUUAUUUGACUACGUCUGUACGAAAUGGUACUUCCGAUACACAAGUCGUCGUAGUUCUUACAGACAUUACUCGCAAGCAUUUUGAAAAGGUGCCUUUUCAUUUUCCUGUGGCGAAACAAAUCAUCAGCACAGACAGCUGCAUACCUAGGCUUCUUAAGCUCUGGAUAGAAAGGCAUGUUACUGACCAUCCUGUUGAUAUUCUAAGGACGGAGAGUAUGUUUCAUGCAUCAACUCUAAAGGAAUCGUUGCCGCAGAUAUUUGGCAUUUUGGAGUCGCAUGAAAUAAAUGAAAGCGGCAUACAAAAGAAUCUAAAUCAUUAUGAGGACAAUAGAGAGAACAGAAAUGUAUUUAAUCUGCCUCACCUUUCCUUACAACUCCAAGAAUAUAAUGGUGGAACCAAACAAAUACCACUGAAAGUAUGUCAGUCAGAAGUAUUUAGACCAAACGCUUGCUAUAUUGUUGUCGGAGGAUUAACUGGAUUGGGUUGGGAACUAACACAGUAUAUGGCGGAACUUGGCGCCGGAUAUAUUGCAACUAUUUCACGACAUUUGCCAUCACAGGAGAAAAGACUGCAGAUUGAAAAACUUAAAAUGUGUAAAAUUAUUCCUCUACAAGGUGAUGUUACUGAUAUCCGGUCGCUGCAAAAAGCCUUUGAAUUCCUUCAAACACAAAUUUUUGAUGUUCCUAUAAAAGGUGUAUUUCACGGAGCAGGUGUAAUAUGUGAUCAAUUACUGGAAAAUAUGUCCAUAGAGGACCUAGAAAUAGCCCUCCUGCCAAAAGUUCUUGGGACGUGGAACUUACAUUUUCUCACAUUAGAGAUGUCACUUGAUUUCUUUGUUAUGCAAUCCUCUAUCGUAUCAGUCAUCGGGAAUCAAGGCCAAUGUAACUAUGCUGCAGGAAAUUCGUUUCAGGAUUCAUUUGCGCACUAUAGACAAAGUCUUGGUUUGUGUGGGACGAGUAUAAACUGGAGUGCAUUAUCAGUCGGAAUGGCAACAUACGAUAAAAAGCUAGAGGUGUAUUUAAAGAACAAAGGAGUUCAUUUGUUAAGUACGAAUGAAAUAAGGUCUUGUUUUAUUAGGUCUAUUAUGGAAAAUUCGGUACAAGUCAUAUUUGGACAGAUUGACUGGGAAAGACUUCUAAGUGACACUAGUACAAAUAUUAAUGCAAACAAGUUUGCCAGAAUCAUCAAACACAAUAAACAACAAGCAUCAAAUAGCUGUGGAGGGAAAAGAAAUAUUGUUGACGUGUGUUCCGAUUUAAACCCACAAGAUAAAAGGAAUGUGGUUAUGGAACUCAUAAAAUCAGAGGUAGCUAAAACGUUUGUUUUAGACGGUAGCAUACUUAUAGCUGACAGCCGCUUCGCUUCACUUGGAAUCGAUUCUAUGGCUGCUAUGAGCUUCACAAAUUCGAUGUAUGAAGCCACAGGAGUAAGGAUUCCUACUGGAAAUAUGUUUUCAAACUCCGCUUCGAUUGGAACUGUAACAGACUAUGUGUUACAGUUUAUCAGCAAAGGAUCCAGCACUUCUUACAAUAAAACGGACAAAAAGGCUACUGAAGGUGAAAUAAAGUUUUUGGAGGGAAGCAUAACCUUCAUGCAGAAAAGCGUAUUGUUGGAUUAUGAGGAAGAUCCGCAUAGCCCAGAUUUGAUACGACAAGCUGCUUGGGAAUUUGCCGGAAUGCAAUUUUCAGCAACGCAGUGGAAAGUAGUAUUGAAAUACUUGUUAAAGAUGAAUCCAGAUAUGCGUCGAAUUUACAAAAAGCAAGCAGAUGGCAAAUAUGAAAGUUUCGUUUUGAAACUAAAUGAUGUAAACGACAACGUAGAGGAAAUAGAUUAUGAGAGUCGGGAAUUUUCAGAAGAUUGCAGAGGAAAUGUGUCUAUAGAUCUAUCGAAAGAAAUACCCAUUAGGCUCAAAAUUGGACGAAAGAAUGGCAGGACUCGUUUAGUCAUGUUCAUGCAUGCUAUUGUCACAGACCUCUUUGGAAUAGGGACACUUAUCCAAGAAAUCAGACAGUGCGUAGAUAACAACUUCCAAGAACCCCGUAUGUCAGAUAAGGACAACAGCAUUGAACCAGCUGAAGUAGUACGCUCUGCUUUGAUUCCAAAAAUGAAUGUCUUGAAAAAGUACUGGAAAGAUCUGAUGUCACACAGCAUUCGACCAUUUACAUUAGGCAAAGCGAUAAAACCUGUUUUAGAUCGAAAUUCCUGGAGAGAAAUAUCAAAGGAUAUAUCAGUAGAAUUGAUUGACAUGAUGACAACCUUCAUUCACAAAGAAGAGAUUACGUUGUACAAUUUCUUAACGUCCGUCUAUAUGUUUUUGUUGUAUGAGCGAACGGGAUGUAAACUUAUACCCCUCAUAACAAAUGCUGAUAUGAGAAGUCACUUGCCACGAUUACACUCCGUUGUAACCAGAUGUGCAAACGAAAUACCUAUACUUGGAGAUCUAAGAAACGUGACUACAAUAAAAGAAUACAUUAAAGCAAGUUCCAAGAACCUCCAUGAAACGACAACGCACAGUAUAUAUCCAUACCAACUAAUAGAAAGGGAAUUCAAAACAGCAGAAUUAAAGAAAUAUAUCGGCCGUCAUAGGCUUAUCAUGAACAACAUGACCAAUUUGACCAAAUCAAUGAGAAACACAGGACUGAGAGUUGAAGAUAUCAAUAUGUUUUACAAACGACAUAUAUACGAAACUGCAUUGUCCGUAGUCUAUGAUACAGAUGCGAAAAGCAUAUCCUUACAGUUUGGAUAUAAUUCAGAUGUUCUUCGUCCCGAUUACGCAGCACAGUUACCAAGUCGUUUGAUAUCCUUGAUACAAAUAUUUAUAGAAAAUCCAGACAUAUCUUUAAAAGAUGUUAAGCACCGUAGUCAUCCAAGGCCUGAUUGUUCCUUCAAUGCCGUUAGGACUGAAGAUACAGAAGAUAGCAAUACAGCUGAUCAUGCCAUGAUGCAGACAACUGAUGAUAUAGCAGUUGAGAAAUCUAUCACCAGCAAAGCACCUGUCUUCAAAGAUUGUUUUCGGAAGCUUUCUAGUACAGGCAAGGAACAUACUGUUCAACUUCAGCUGUUCCAAAAUGGAAGUAACAUUCUACUAAGUUGGCGUGGGAAAGAUGAUGUACAGGAUUACGGACUACCAGUCCAAGCAGAGGAUGCAACUUUAACGAAUUUAAAUGGUGAGUUCAACAUUCGGUUUAGUGUUCCUGAUGGGUUGGUCCAAUUCAAGACUUCGUCGUCGGACAAAGCCACUGCACUGAUGGCUACUUUAAAGAGGGAACAUUAGCGAGCGUUUUGUCAAGAGUGAGAUUUGAUUGGAGUACACCAUAUGCUAGUAAUAUCUCUUCAUUGGUGUUUUGACAAUAAUCGUUCGGAGGCGGUGCACCAAUGGGCGUUUUAUUUUGCUGUUUGUUAUCCUUUUUCUAUGUAUGUUUUGUGUAUAUUCUAAAAAUAUAAACAUCCAUAUAUCCACAGAAUUUAAAAAAAUGAAACCACUCCUAUAUGUUUACAGUUGUAAAUAUUUCUUUCUUUUAAAUUUGUAUAUGUUGGAAAAGUAUUUGAAAGUAUAUUUCUGCUCCUUCUAUAAUGCUACUUGCAAUUUUACUUGUAAAUAAUGUACACGUUUUUAAAGUCGCAAAAAGUAGCUUUUUUGAUAAAUACAUGGUACAUACGGAGGAAAUGGCCAUUCUUUUUGCGAAUAUUUCAAUAUGUCAAUAUUUUUGUAUAAAAUAUUAAAUUUAUUGUGAAUCUAAGUUUAUUGUGAGUGACUUCUAAUUGUCUACAGAUUUCAGUUGGUUGCAGGGUAAUUUUAGCUAAAUGUUAUUUGUUCAAAUCGGAAUGUUUCUGAUAUAUAUAAAAAGAUAUUAUAAAAGAUUAUACUAAGGAUUGUUUUUCAGCGUGAAAAAAUAUUCCCAAACUGUAUCUGAUGUCAUUAGUUUUAUCCCACAGGAAUGUGGUAAAAAUUAUUUUAGUACCCUCGCAUGCCGACUGUCAUAAAAAACCUCAGGCUUUCUCUCAAAUAUAUAUAACGAAAUUAUGUCGGUAUGACUAAAGCAAAACAUAAUACAAACAAGUGCCAUUUCUCAUAUUCUAUACCAUUUUCUGUUCGUAUUUUCAUACUUGUCUGUACGAAGGAGAUAUCAUUCCAGUGUCGUCUUCAUAAUGUUUACAAUCAUUAUCAUUAUAUAUAUCUUUAUUACAUUGUACGAGUACAACUGAUAUAUUUAUACAAAAAUGUUAUUUAUAAUUCUUUAUUUCAUUUCAUGAAAAGUGAACAUAAAUGUUUGCAAGUAGUACAAAUUUUCUUCUGUCGAUGAAUGAUUUUAAAUCAAAUAGAAUUAACGCAAUGUGCUGUUUUGCAAGGUUGUUAAUACAAAAACUAAAACAUUGAUGUGAACAUUGAGACUAGAUAAAUUCUUUCUAUAUCCAUUGCCUAAAAGACUGCUAUAAAUGACAAUAACUUUUAUGCAAAUUGUGAUAUCAAAGUUCAAUGACUAUGUCGUCUAACUGUGUUUAAAUAAUUUACAAAUGACUAGUUAUAAAGACGAAGGAAAUCGGAAAAUAAAAUGUGAUUAUUGCAUUUUUGUUUCGAUGAAUCUUUUUGUCCAUUUACUGACUUGUAAUAAAUAAACCUUUGUUUAAUUUA
This is a messenger RNA of Mercenaria mercenaria, 9651 nucleotides long. RefSeq lists its product as uncharacterized. Lineage: Eukaryota; Metazoa; Mollusca; Bivalvia; Venerida; Veneridae. The record is from RefSeq and is a predicted model, not a curated record. Bases 136 to 8292 code for a protein of 2718 amino acids. The transcript has 9 exons. Gene Ontology annotation, biological process: fatty acid biosynthetic process. Gene Ontology annotation, molecular function: 3-oxoacyl-[acyl-carrier-protein] synthase activity; fatty acid synthase activity.